Penicillium cinerascens is the source of this 504-nucleotide messenger RNA. RefSeq lists its product as uncharacterized. The record is from RefSeq and is a predicted model, not a curated record. The transcript is spliced from 3 exons. The annotation marks the transcript as partial. Lineage: Eukaryota; Fungi; Ascomycota; Eurotiomycetes; Eurotiales; Aspergillaceae.
CCCGGCGAUUGGGUAGUGAUCUUAGGGUCUGGCGGGGGCCUCGGUCAUAUUGGCGUGCAAAUCACGGCCAGGGUUAAGAAAGUCCGGACAGGCGACGCUAAAAGGAAUCUCAGUCUGGAGUCCGGGGCUGAAGUUUUUGUCGACUUUAAGACGGAAGACGUCGCAGCGCGAGUGCUCGAGUUGGCCGGAGAGGGCGCGCAUGCGACAGUCGUUGUCCCCAGUACCAAGGAGGCAUUCAAGGUUGCCCCGACGCUGGUCAGGAAUAUGGGCCAGAUUAUCUGGGUAGAUCUUCCGCCGAACGAUAUGGAGCUUCCCAUUUCUGCGACGCUGUGUGCUGGCCGAGCUCUUUCCAUCAAAGGCUCUUCAGUUGGUAGAGAAGAGCAGAUGGCGGAGUUGUUGCAACUUGCCCUCCACGGAGUGAUCACCCCGGCCAUUGAGGUGUUCGAUUUUGAGGAAACCCCCAAUCUUAUCAAUAAAAUCAAGGACGAUACAAUCGUUGGAUGA